Phytophthora infestans T30-4 is the source of this 1659-nucleotide messenger RNA. RefSeq lists its product as uncharacterized. NCBI's taxonomy places the organism in Eukaryota, Oomycota, Peronosporomycetes, Peronosporales, Peronosporaceae. The record is from RefSeq and is a predicted model, not a curated record. Bases 1 to 1581 code for a protein of 526 amino acids. The transcript has a single exon.
AUGGCUCCGGCGCCAACCAAGAACGUAUACGACCUGGAGCGCUUGUCGGCAGUGAGUGUGAGCAUCAACAAGGACCCUGGCCAAGAUGGAUACACGAGUGCCAAAACUCCCGAUGGUAACACUGUAGAGCUCGAAGGUGGCGCACUGCGUCCGGGAGGCAUGCCAGUGUUAACUAACAAAGACACUAUCGGCCUACUAUUCCAGUACGCUGCUGUCGGAGUUGUGUACGGUAUGCUUCCCGAGACGAUCUACCCGUUCAUGCAGGAGUACCUCAAUUGCAGUGGCGCGCAAGUUGCUGCUGCCAAAGAGCUCGUGGUGCUUCCCUGGAGUUUCAAGGUGUUUUUCGGCAUCAUUUCCGAUUGUUUCCCCAUCUACGGGUACCGCCGUCGUCCGUACAUGCUCAUCGGGUGGACGGUGUGCAUUAUCAUGCGUCUGGUCAUGGCUAUCAUACCAAUUGGCAAGCCGUACUACACCGUCGCUUCCGACCGUGAUAUCGACACUGCGGAUUAUACCCCUGACAUCGAGGCGCGCAUUAACUAUGAUGCCCCUAGUGAAGGUGCUAAGUACGUGAUCAUCAUGUUCUUCGCCGCAGUAGGGUACGUCUUCUCGGAUGUCUGCUCAGAUAGUAUAGUGUGCGAACUGGCUCAACGGGAACCCAUUGCCUUGCGAGGGAAAACUCAAUCAGCCAUUUACGCAGUGCGUUAUGUCGUCGUGAUCCUCGGUGAACUACUUGUAGGGUUCUGCUUUAAUGGAGAGGAAUACGGUGGAGACUUCGAUUUCUCUCUGAGUUUCCCCCAACUCAUGAUCAUCAUGACGGUGUUAACUGUACCGGCACUCCCUAUCACGUGGUUCUUCAUCAAAGAAGAGAAAAGGGAACGCGCUGACUUCCGCAAGUACAUCAACGAGUUCUGGGAUUUGUUGUGCACGCGUGUUGUCUACCAAAUCAUCGCGUACCAUUUCUUUGCCGGCAUUUUCUCGAGUAUUUCAUACACGGCAAGCUCGCCCGUGCAGUCGUACAUGGUGGAUGUGACGCCCAUUAACAGCACGCUGAACGAUGUUCUCGGUCACGUGUGCUUCUUGAUCGGCAUUAUGGUAACUUCCAAGUACGGACUCCACUGGAACUGGCGAGGAAUGAUCGUUUGGACGGGGCUUGUCGUUAUCAUAGUCGACUGCGCUGUUGCUCUUAUCACCGUUUGGGAUGUGUUUCGCAGCCAGUGGUUCUGGCUUGGCCCUCCGAUUGCAGUACAGAUCCCCAGCGGUGUAGCUUGGAUCAUCGCACUGUUCGUGACGGUCGAGAUUGCGGGUGUGGGCAAUGAAGGCGCGGUGUAUGGUCUUGUGACGACGGUAGGCAACUUGGCAUCUCCCUUUGCAACAACGCUUACUCUUCUCAUCGAUGGGCCGUUCAACAUCACCAACACACGCGUACUAGCCGACGACCACUCUGUCCGUAUGGACAUCACGUACACGAUCAUCAUCUCGUACGUCAUGACCAUAUUCUCGUGGGUCUUCUUAUUCCUAUUGCCCAAACAGAAGGAGGACACGCAAGAACUCGCACGCACAGGCGGGUCCAAGGUGGCUUGACCACCGCCUACCUAUCGUUCUCACUAGUCUGGUCCGUUACCGUCAAUACACUUCGUGUCUGGCGGCACCGGAUGCUAA